This is a messenger RNA of Musca domestica (house fly), 1740 nucleotides long. Its product is annotated as probable cytochrome P450 6a14. Bases 83 to 1600 code for a protein of 505 amino acids. NCBI's taxonomy places the organism in Eukaryota, Metazoa, Arthropoda, Insecta, Diptera, Muscidae. Gene Ontology annotation, molecular function: monooxygenase activity; heme binding; iron ion binding. The record is from RefSeq and is a predicted model, not a curated record. The transcript is spliced from 2 exons.
AUGCAAUGGGAAAAUUCUCCUCCUCAGUUAUUCUCGAACUCUUGCCGCGACCGGGUGGCGUACUGUUAGCUUCGUGAACAAAAUGUUUGCCCUGCUGCUGUUAUUCUGCAUUUGUUUGCUUGUGGGCUAUCUCCUCAACCUCUACACCUACUGGGAACGGCAAGGGGUGCCACAUGAAACACCCAUUCCAUUGCUGGGUAAUUUUAAAGGCAUCGGAUCAAAAUAUCAUGUUCGAGAUAUAAAUCAGCGAUUGUAUCGGCGAUUCAAAGGCAAGGCCCCCUUUGCGGGUGUGUAUAUGUUUGUGCGCCGGGCUGCAUUGGUCAUCGAUUUGAAUCUCAUCAAAAAUAUUAUGGUAAAGGACUUCGCUAAUUUCCAUGAUCGUGGAGGGCUGAGCAAUGUGGAAGAUGAUCCGUUGACGGGUCAUUUGGUCUCACUGGAGGGAGAGCAAUGGCGGGCCAUGAGAACAAAACUAACACCAGUGUUUACCUCGGCCCGCAUGAAAUAUAUGUUUCCAACUGUGGUAAAAGUGGGUGAAAAUUUCGCCCGAACCGUGGGUGAAAUGCUCGAGGAGGGGAGUGGCACUCAAAUUUUGGAGAUACGUGACCUCUGUGCCCGAUUUACCACCGAUGUCAUUGGCAACUGUGCCUUUGGCAUUGAAUGCAACAGUCUCAAGGAUCCCAAUUCAGAAUUUCGCCUCAAGGGUAAGGAGAUUUUCUCUCGGCCCCGCAAUGGACCUCUGCUACAUCUCUUUGCCAUAACCAAUGACAAAUUGGCCAGUAAAUUCCACAUGAAAAUCCUACCCGAUGACAUAACGGAAUUUUUCAUGAGUCUGGUACGCCAGACGGUGGAGUAUCGCGUGAAAAACGAGGUGAAAUGUAAUGAUUUUAUGGAUCUACUUAUCGAAAUGAGGGCCAAGGAUGAAGAAUUGGCCCGGGCUUCAAAGGGCAUAGAUUUGUCGCAUGGCCUAACGUUGGAGCAAAUGGGGGCACAGGCCUUUGUUUUCUUUUUUGCUGGCUUUGAGACCUCCUCCAUUACCAUGACAUUUGCUCUCUAUGAAUUGGCUAGGCACCAGGAGGUCCAAGACAGGCUAAGGAAAGAAAUUUUGGAGAGCCUCAGAGAAAACAAGGGGGAACUGACUUAUGAGGCAAUUAACAAUAUGGAAUAUCUGGAUCGUGUGGUGGCGGAGACCCUACGUUUCUAUCCCCCGCUGGCGACGGUGGUGCGUGUUACCAAAAAUGACUACCAAAUACCCAAUACCCGUUACGUCAUCAAAAAAGACAUAAUGACCAUAAUACCCAUUCAUGCGAUACACCACGAUCCCCAAUAUUAUGCCGAACCGGAGCGUUUCAAUCCCGAUCGUUUCACUCCCGAGGAAUGUUUGAAACGUCACCCCUCGGCAUAUUUGCCAUUUGGUGAUGGCCCACGCAACUGUAUUGGUUUGCGUUUUGGAAAAAUGCAAGUGAAAGUGGGUUUGGUAUCUCUGCUGAGCCACUAUCGCUUUGAGUUUUGCCCGCUGACCGAGCAGCCAUUGCAAUUUAAUAAUCAUCACAUGAUGGUGGCGCCCAAGAAUGGGGUGUAUCUUAAGGUGACGCCGGUGUAGGGAGAGAGAGAGAGAGGUACCAGGUUAGCCACCAAAAUCCCACCGGUUUAAAAUAGUUCCUUAUAUGUUAUAAUGUAUUUAAUGGUCAUAAUUAUUGUCGAACAAUUUAAUAAUAAAUAAAUUUUAUUUUUUUUUUCUCA